AUGAUUUCAAUUAAAAAACUAGGCUUCGGUUAAUUUGGUAGUGUUUAUUUAGUAAAAUCAAGAUAAGAUAGUAAUAAAUAUGCCCUAAAAAUAAUAUAAAAGCAAUAAAUAAUAGAAUAAUAACUCGAAAAACACUUACUUUAGGAAAAAAAGUAUUAGAAACUGCCUAAUUUCCAUUCAUAAUGUAAUUUAUAAGAACCUUUAAAGAUAAUAAUAAUAUAUAUUUUCUCAUCGAAUAUAUUUAAGGACUAGAAUUAUUUGAUGUAAUAAGAGAACUAGGUCUAUUAACUGUAUAGGAUUCUUAAUUUUACAUUGGCUCUUUAUUAUUAUGUGUUGAAUAUUUACAUACAAAUUCUAUUAUAUAUAGAGAUAUAAAACCCGAAAAUAUUAUGA
Molecule: messenger RNA, 393 nt
Organism: Ichthyophthirius multifiliis
Lineage: Eukaryota; Ciliophora; Oligohymenophorea; Hymenostomatida
Exons: 2
Biological process (GO): peptidyl-serine phosphorylation; signal transduction
Cellular component (GO): cAMP-dependent protein kinase complex
Molecular function (GO): ATP binding; cAMP-dependent protein kinase activity
Source: RefSeq, a predicted model, not a curated record